AUGCCUUCUAGUGGGAGUGGUGGCUGCUCGGAGGUGAAGUUGUCUCAAGAACGCGCCAAGGAGUUGGCAGAAAAUGCCCGCCUGAUUGCUGCCCCUGGCAAGGGUAUCCUUGCUGCCGAUGAAAGUACUGGCACUAUUAAGAAGCGUUUUGACAAUGUUGGUGUUGAGAAUACUGAGCAGCACCGUGCGGAAUACCGUUCUAUGUUAUUUUCAACCAAGGGUCUUGGCCAAUACAUUUCGGGUUGCAUUUUGUUCGAAGAGACUUUGUUCCAGCAAUCUCCUUGCGGAAAGAGCAUGGUUCAGCUUUUACACGAGGAGGGUAUUUUACCCGGUAUCAAGGUCGACAAGGGUUUGGUUACUAUCCCCAACACUGAUGAAGAGGUGAGCACCACUGGUUUGGACGGUUUGGCUGAAAGGUGCCAGAAGUACUACAAUGCAGGUGCUCGUUUCGCCAAAUGGCGUGCUGUUUUGUCUAUUGAUGUUCAAAAGAACAAACCUUCUAACCUGUCUGUGCUUGAGACUGCUCACACUUUGGCGCGUUACGCCGCCAUUUGUCAAGAGAAUGGUUUGGUCCCUAUAGUGGAGCCAGAGAUUUUGGCUGAUGGUGAUCACUCUAUUGAGGUUUGCGCUGAAGUUACUGAGCGUGUAUUGUCUGCGGUGUUCAAGGCUCUGAGCGAUCACAAAGUGUUGCUCGAGGGUGCUCUUCUGAAGCCUAACAUGGUAACUCAGGGUGUUGACUGCAAGGAUAAGCCAUCUCCUCAAACAGUCGGUUUCCUUACCUCACGUACUCUCCGUCGUACUGUGCCACCUGCUCUUCCCGGCAUUAUGUUUUUGUCUGGUGGUCAGUCGGAGUCUAUGGCUACUCUUCACUUGAACGAGAUUAACAAGUGCAACAAGCACCCAUGGAGCCUCAGUUUCUCAUACGGCCGUGCGUUGCAAUCUUCCUGUUUGAAGACCUGGAACGGUUCUCUUGCCAAUGCCGCUGCUGCUCAGGCUGUUCUUUUGAAGUUGGCCCAGCAGAACUCUGAGGCUGCUUUGGGUUCAUUGAAGAGCGAAUUGUCUGACGAUGGCGAGUCGUUUGUUGAGAAGGCUGUCUAUAAUUUCGCCAAGAUGUCGUUGCCGCUUGACGCGUCCACUAAGGUGAUUUCGGAAGUUUCUGAUACCAGUGUGCAAAACCUGAGCAUUCAGGAGUUGAACCUAUUGAUUUUGAAACUGGAAGAGGAGAUCAACCAUAUGCAAAAUUUGGUGAACGUUCUAACGGGAGCUGUAGAACGUUUAAAUGAAUCUAAGAAUUGUCUCAAUGAAUUUACUGAGGAGCGUCAUGAGAUCCAAGUGCCAUUGACAUCUCUUGUAUACGUUCCGGGUCCGGCUAGUACCCUUGACUCCUCAGCUGAUAUUGUGUACGUCACAGAGGAAUGUUUGUUACGAAGGGUAAUUUCGGAUCCUCUGCUAUCGGAUUACGGCGUUGUGGUCCUUACAAAUGUAGAGAAACGGCUACUUAGCACGGAAGUACUUCUCGCUUUGUUGAAGCGGAUCCUAUGCAAACGAUCGCGUUUGCGGAUAGUAUUAUGUUUUGAUGGAGGCCAUGUUGAUGAGGUACUGGCUUUCUUUCGGCAACGUAGUAGGGACAGCGUUGCUUCGGUCGAUGACGUGGAUGGCGGCGAUUUGUCCAAACCAAGUUUGGGAUCCUUGAAACCACUAGAUGCGGUCUACCAUGUUCGUCUAGAGGGCCCUGAAGAAUUGUACGAGGUGCUGUAUCUCUCUGCACCGUGCCCAAACUACCUCGACACCGCUGUUUCCACAGAGCUGGAUAUGUUGCAUAAAAAUUUACUGGAAAGUGCCAAACUUUUCAGGGACCAUGGUGUUGGCGGCGUGAACGUCACUCCGUUAUACCCUACGGGCACUAAGGAAUACACCCAUAAGUACAACCCGCAUGCGUCUAGAACCAUCUACAUCUGCUGUGAUUUUAAGGAUUACCGUAGCAAACUUGAUAGCAUCACUUAUGUGGUCGAUUGCGGUUUUAGUCGUCGCAAUGUUGCGGACUACAUCAAUACUGGCUCUGUAGAGUGUAACGUACAUGCUACACGUGACGAGAUGCGUCAGAGAGCUAGCGUUAUACGUGGUGCCAUAGACAACAGCGGUGAGAUAGUGUAUCCUUGUGGUAAUAUAAUGGCUGAGUUACCGUAUACGGCUAUGAUGUCCAAUUUUCUCUAUCGCAGUACUGAGCUGGGUUGUUCUGAGGAGGCGCUUACAAUUUGUGCGAUGCUUGAAGUUCAGGACUUGGUACUGAAGCGUGGCAAUAUGAAUUCCAUGUAUCAAACUGAACGUUUAUAUUCUGCGAUGCUUGGUUUUGGGGCAAGUGAAGGUGACUUCGUUUCUUAUUUCAACGUUUACCAGCUGUCUCGUUACUACCGAGACGAGGACGCUCGUUGGCACAUGGUAAGUGGUUCUGGCAUUCGUUUGGCUGAGAAGAAGAGGGCUGAGUUGGCGGCGCUUCUCAAAAAGUACCAGCUACCAGUGGAGCACCUUGUGAAGACCAUCAUCACAUCUCGCCAGUUAGAUGUUGAGAUAAAAGUGAAGACAAAGGUGGUCGACGAGGAGGGCAACGCUAUACUUACUAACGAGUUGCAGCCAUAUUUGAUGAUUUCGAGCGCGGGAGCAACCCGACUGGGUGGUGUUCAACGAGGUAUAUGUGUUGGAUAUGUGUUCAUAUCUAUGCAGUCACUGGACAUUGAUGGCGAGCUUUACAUGAGAGAUGUGACAGCGAUUCAACCAGAUGAUAGGACCGCCUUUCCAAAAUCGCAUACAUCUACGCCUUCGGAUCAAGAUGUGAAAGGCGAGGACAAAUUUAUGUACCUGCAUAGUCGGUUUUCGCGUGAACCUACGGUAUCGCCCCUUAAAGAGGCUGACUCUGUUGGCACAACUCUGCUUGGUGUAUUCAUUGCUUUAUUCGGUAUAACAUUUGCUUGUGUACCGCUUUACGAGUUCUUUUGUCAACAGUCAGACCGUGGUGGCCGUAUGUUUGAGAUCGAUUUUGUUACCCAUUCUCACUUGAAAUGGGAUUUUAAGCCGGCUCAACGCAAUGUGGUUAUAGGUGCUGGUGAGACUACGCUUGCAUUUUACACGGCCAAGAACCUCACUGAUAAGCCAGUUAUUGGUGUGGCUGCUUACCAUGUUAUUCCCGAUGAAGCUGGUGGUUACUUCAACAAGAUUCAAUGUUUUUGCUUUGAAGAGCAGAUGUUACACCCAGGUGAGGAGGUGGAUUUGCCGGUGCUUUUCUUUUUGGACCCUGACAUCUUGAAAGACAAACGCUUAUAUGAUGUUGACAAAAUCACACUGACUUAUACGUUUUUUGAGGCGAAUUCUGAGAUACCACCGGAAUACACUACGUUAUUCAACAUUUUGAGUUUGUCCAACAAUGGUACCAUUUUGGAUAGUAUCUCUUUAAAGAAUUCGGGGUCGAAAUCAUUGUUGCCCGAGUUUUUCAACUCUUGUUUAGCCUUUUCAGUGGAAUGUUUACUGUUAUCUCUAGCAUCUUUGAAGCUGAAGUGGUAUUGUCAGAUGUGUGAGAAGCAAUGUCGUGAUGAGAAUGGGUUCAAGUGUCAUCGGUUAUCUGAGGGUCACCAGCGUAUGAUGCAAGUGUUUUGUCAGAAUGCUGGUCGUUUUAUGGAUGGUUUUUCUCGAGCUUUUGAGCAUGAGUUCAUGAAGCUUAUGCGCACCCGUUAUUGCAAGACUAAGAUUCUUGCUAACUCGGUUUAUCAGGAGUUGAUUUCUGACAAAGAGCAUGUACAUAUGAAUGCCACCGUGUGGGUUACACUUUCAGAAUUUGUGUUAUACUUGGGUCGGAGUGGUAAGUGCAAGGUGGAAGACUCUCCUCGUGGGUGGAUGAUCGAGUACAUAGACCAAGAUCAGAUUCGUCGAGACCAAGAUGCGGAAUCCCGUCGUAAGCGUGAGAUAUCACUUGAGCAACGUCACCAGCGUCUUAUCCAAAAGAUGGUUGAGGAUGCACGUAAGCGUGGCGGUUUCCAGGAACCUGAAUACACGCCACUACAAAAAGAUAGCGAUGAGAAAUUGCGUUUCGAGACAAAUCUGGUGAAACCUGAAUCUUGUGGCGAGGGUUCGAAGAAGACCAAUUUGUUUAAGGAGCUGUGCAAGAGCUCUAAGCCUGCUGCUACUUCAGGUAGUGACAGCGCUGAGAAGCCGCCAAAUGAUCCUCCUGCGAAGCGUAAAAGUGCAAUUGAGACAUUGAUGUUGAGUAGUGCAUUUAAACGGUCAGCUCCCUCCAAGGACCUAUCCACUCCGGGUGAUAUCUCAUCGGACUCUGGGAGCGUGUCUGAUGAUUUAUCAUGGCCUAUGAAGGGUAUAUACGUGAAGGUGAUUUUGUCAUCUCAUCCUUUGUACAAGCACAAGUGUCGUGUUGUAAAUACACUUAACAAUGGUACUAAGGCGGUGAUCCAUGCUGUGGAGGGUUCAAGUGCCUAUCAGGUGGAUUCUAAGCAUAUUGAGACUGUGGUUCCAUCUGUUGGUUGUAAGGUUGUUUUUGUUCGCGGUCCGCACCGCGGUACCACUGGUGUAUUGACCGAUGCUCGUGCAUCUGAACUGAAAGCUUGUGUAAACUUGGAUGGAAUCAAUUGUGACCUUUGCUGCAGCGGCACUGUUCAUGUAGAACAGCGCCACUGCUACAUUGUUGCUGAGCAUAUUUUCGCAUGCGGAUACCAAGAAGCUGUCUUCAUAUCCAUUAAAUGUCUUUUGACAUUCCGUGAAAAGGCUGUACGCUCCAUCUAUAUCACCUACAACGGUACAGUAUACGGCCCGAUAGAGUUCGCUUCAAUGUCAUUGUCUGCAACAAUGGACCCUGCCUCCGUGGAGAACGAGGUAGUGGAGGUGGAUAUUAACACAGAUGACGAAGCGGCUAAUAGUGUGGUUGAUGAGCCCGGGUGUCCUGUUUCUGCACCUGAAGUAACGGAGUCAGAUAAUCAGGUUUCUGAUCAGUUAGUUGAGGAUGUUCGUGAUAAAGAGAGUGCGCGUGAGCAAGAGUCAGCGCCUGAAGUUUCUGCUGAGGUUCCAGGUGGUCUCCCUGGUGAAGUCCCGGAUGCCCCGGAGCCUGCCACCAAAGAGCAACCUGAUGUCACUGUUGCCCAAUCUAAUCGUUCGGGAAUAUCCGACGAUGACUUUUUGAAAUUGAACCAUUUGGUUGACUUGGUUGUUUCUUUUGGUGAGAGGGUUGCUGAAUCUCGUGGCGAGGAUGAUGAUGAGGAAGAGGGUGCAGUUGAGGAGGACGAAGUUCCUUUUGAGCGUAUCGCUGACAAAGUAACGCACAGCAAUAUCGUUCAUUUGUUGAAUCUUCCGCCCGAACUAGAGAUGGAUGCUUUAGUGAGUGAUGUUGGUGUGAUGUCUGACAUCGUUUUGCACUGUUUCCGUUACAAGGCUACCGAGUUGAAGAUAAUCUUUGUAUCUGCGGCGCUUGCUACAGAGGCACGUCGCAUGUUAGAUUCUCGGAGGUUUCAUAAUCGCAUAAUUCAGGCGGUGCUUAGCAACGCUGAGGAGUUCAACCCAUUGCAACAGCCUAUAGUUGCACCUAUGGGUGCUAUAGCACCACCUGUGGUCCCACCUCCACCGAUCGCCCUGAUGAACAUGCCACAACCAUUGCGGGGUCCACCACCGUUACCUCCGUCGUUUCCGUUACCGCCACUACCCCCAGGUGUCGCUCCACCUCGGCCAUUAAUUCCGCCUACUCGGUUACCUGAUACCCAUGAGCGUGUAGUUGGUCCAACAGCCCAUGUUACCUCUCCCCCUAUGGAUUCAUCGAACAAAUCUCUGUUUGGUCGGAAUGUUUUUAAGCGCAAGGGUAAACCUCUCUAUGACAUGUUAGUGUCUUUCCCUCAGGCGUGCCAUUGGGGUCCGGAUCAGUCUGUAGAGGAGCAGCAGCGUGAGUAUGACAUUUUGAACGCUGAGUAUGGUAUAACUAACCGUUAUCUUCUUUUGGGUGGUUUGCCUGAUACGGCUACGGAGAACGUGAGCACUGCAAGGGACUGGUUAUCUAAAUACACUCAGAAGAAAGUUGAGAUUGAGGUUUGUAGUCUUGUAAAGUAUGCGUCCGAUCGCAAUUUGCCAAGUGACAAAUUUUUGCAUCUUACAUUUCAGCGAAGGUCUGACUGCACAGAUGUCUAUGGCAUGCUUGUAAAUCAACUUCCCGAGAUUAUGUGUCGUUACGCUGCGCCUCGUAAAGCGUUCGAUACAUUAUGGGUUGGCAAUGUUACAGACACUCUUUCGUACUGUCGUGAUGACCAAGAGAUGAAGGAGAUGUUUUCUCGUUUGGGUGACAUGAAGUUUUAUCGUUAUGCUCCUGACAAAGCAUGUUUUUUUGUCACAUAUGCUUCUGUUGAGGAUGCUAUAGUUGCGAGGAACCGUCUGCUCGGUGUAUCAUUUUCUACAGUGAAUACUCUUGCGCUUAACAUUGAUUUUACGCUUGACAUUCCGCCUAGGAUAUCUACUCGUUCUAGGGUUCCACCUUCUGACGGUCGAGGUUACGGUAGCAACGAUUUGUCGACAAAGCUUGGUGAACGUCUCCUAUCAGCUUUGCAGCGUCGUUCUGAUGGUGACAUGGUGAUUCGUCAGUUAUUAGACGGUCGUGAUGGUGAUCCCGUGAGCCUUUUAUCUAAGGUUCAUUCACGUCACUACCCACCACCUCGUGGCUACGAGAGUCGUUCGAGUGACUAUUCUCGUCAUGUUCGUAGUCAUCCGUCAGGUCCCCCUAGUCCGUGGUCAAAGUCACGAAAGCGUCAGUAUUCACCAGACUAUCCUCCGGAGCCAUACAAAUAUCGCAGGUCGGGCCCACCUCGUGGUGAGAUGAGCCCUGGUGACUACCCGCGCCCAUCUCCAAGGGAGCCUUCAUAUCGUCCUCGUGUGAAACAUUCACCCUCACCAGGUCCUCGUCACCACGAGGAGCAUGUUCCUGAGGCUCCUGCUGACCCGGGAGCUAGCCGUCCUAAGCCUCCACGUAUGCUCAUGUGUGACUUGCUUAAGCGUGGUAAGCCUAUUUGCAAGGUAUCUGCUUUAUUUGUACGCGGCGACAUGUCACACCGCAUCCCUCAGAGGCUUGACGUCAACCAGCGUGCGAAUCCUGAGCGUCUUGGUAACUAUUUGCAGAAAGCCCCUGAGUUGUCUUUAUGGCAAUUAGGUGCUGAUAGUAACGAGGACAGUGUGAAAUACGACGGUCUUUGUGACUAUUUGAUAUCUAAGAACCGUGUGGCGUUGGUUCAGGAGGGGCCCUAUGAGAUCUACAUUGUACCCCCUUCUGAGAACAGCCCUUUGGCUCCCAACCUCCCUGAUUCACAGUUUAUGUACGCCUUCGUGUUGCCGAAGGGUUCGUGA
This is a messenger RNA of Babesia sp. Xinjiang, 7374 nucleotides long. RefSeq names its product Fructose-bisphosphate aldolase 2. Gene Ontology annotation, cellular component: cytosol. Bases 1 to 7374 code for a protein of 2457 amino acids. Lineage: Eukaryota; Apicomplexa; Aconoidasida; Piroplasmida; Babesiidae. The record is from RefSeq and is a predicted model, not a curated record. Gene Ontology annotation, biological process: glycolytic process; fructose 1,6-bisphosphate metabolic process. The transcript is spliced from 22 exons. Gene Ontology annotation, molecular function: RNA binding; copper ion binding; fructose-bisphosphate aldolase activity.